Penaeus indicus is the source of this 2422-nucleotide messenger RNA. RefSeq names its product zinc transporter ZIP1-like. Gene Ontology annotation, molecular function: zinc ion transmembrane transporter activity. NCBI's taxonomy places the organism in Eukaryota, Metazoa, Arthropoda, Malacostraca, Decapoda, Penaeidae. Gene Ontology annotation, cellular component: plasma membrane. Gene Ontology annotation, biological process: zinc ion transmembrane transport. The coding region runs from base 206 to 1273 and encodes 355 amino acids. The record is from RefSeq and is a predicted model, not a curated record. The transcript has 3 exons.
AGUCUAUCGGCUUCAAGCAUAGACACCGGACACAGUGUGAAAGCCAACAGGAAACUUCACUUAUUAGAGGCAAAUACGAUUUAUUGUUGAGGGGGAUCGUCCACGCGUGGGGUCUGUGUUUCUUUCACCAGUGAUUACAAUGAAUUAAUCUGACACUGAUAUACUUUGAAUUUGGUGGAAGCCGUGACGAGAAGAAGCUGAGGCGAUGCUGGGCACGGGGGGGAACAAGGCAGCGGCGCUGGUGACGAUGGCCGUGAUAACGAUCAUAGCGGCGCUCGUCCCCCUGUACGUCCGAAAGCUGCUCAAGGGCCGCAUGCACCUGCCCCGCACGCAGAGGGCGCUGAGCGGGUGCCUGUGCUUCGGCGCGGGGGUGCUGAUGGCAACGGUGUUCCUGCAUCUUCUCCCCGAAGCCCGGAUGUUUGUAAACGACGCCAUGCACGGAGGCUUCCUGCCGCACACUCCCUAUCCAGUGGCGGAGCUCAUCGUCUGCAUUGGAUUCAUCAUUAUUUACAUCAUUGAAGACGUAGUGCACGCGUGCGUCAAAAGACCGUCCAGCGGAAAAAAACACAAGGACUUGGAGAUGAAAAGAAAAAAAGAACAAGACAAAGACGUCCGGCAUGAAAACGCAGAGGAAGGAAGUAAAUCAAGAAAACAGGAGGAGGUGGACGAGAGUUUCCAGCAUCUCAUGGAAGGCCACGCGGAGCACAGGCCGGAGCCCGCGGGCCAUGCUCACGAGCACGGCCUCACUCAGGGGAUCUCCCUUCUUCGCGCCGUCAUCGUGGUAGUGGCGUUCUCCUUCCACAGCGUGAUGGAGGGCUUAGCUCUCGGCCUGCAGGAGACGUCCGCGGGCGUGUGGUUCCUCUUCGCCGCCCUCAUGGCCCACAAGGUCUUCAUUGCCUUCUGCUUGGGCAUGGAGCUCCUCGAGGUCGGGGUAACGCUCGUCCCAUUCGUGGUGUCCAUGGUCAUCUUCUCGCUCUCGUCGCCCGUUGGAGGGGCAAUGGGCGCGCUGGUGCUGUCCCUGUCCACUGGGGAGACCACGGCAGGCGUUCUGGUGCCCACCUUCCUACAGGGGAUCUCUGCUGGCACCAUCUUGUACGUGACCUUCUGCGAGGUCCUAGAGAGAGAGAGAGCCAAGCCCGACGGCGGCCCCGUGCGCCUGGUGUGCUUCAUCAUCGGGUUCGGGUUCAUGUCCGGCUUACAGGUUCUGGACGAGGCGGGCAAUAAGCUGGCGUCCUCGCUGGCUGCACCUGUGACCAACAGCUCAGUCGUUUAGGCUGUGUUCUUUAAGGAGCAGAUGCUGAUGCGUGUACUUAGCAGGUUGUGCCUCCUGUUUCCUUACUGUUCUAUAUCCUUUUUUGACACUAACCAACAGUGAUUUUUUGUACAAUAUAUCUUGGCCAAUACUAAUGUCACUGCCAUCACCAUCUGAAGUAGCGUGUCCAAAACGCUCCAAAAGGCGGGGGGGGGGCGGAUUGUGUAACUGGAUCCGCCACUAUUCAUCUGCAUCGUUAAAGGCAUCAUUGUUAGUUUAGCACCAUUAUUACCACUACUUUUUGGCACCGUCGCUGCUUUUCCGCCGUGUUGUAGCCUUCAGUCCACAGCUUCACCAUCAGCUCUUUAAUUCUACCGCAGUAGCCAAAAUAUCUAGGAUUUCUAGGUUGUCAUAAAAAGGGUUAGGAGAGCUUCACAAAGGAGGAGAUGAAACUCAGUGUUAUAUUGUGAUAUAGGCAGAACAGUAUCUCUCUCGCCUUUGUGAAGUUCAACAUUCUCAUUCAUGUCUUUGCUGCAUAUGUCCCGCUAGACUGCUAUGAGAAUUUCGUAAAUUUAGGAACACUAAUGCUCCGGGUUCCACCAUUGUUAACUAGCCAUUGUACAUUUAUCAGUUACGUUUUAUCAGUUACUUACUGUAAUAAACAUUCCCUCAAGGACUUUUAACUAGGAAUGAGGAGUUGUUAAACUCUGGUGCCGUGAAGGAGCUUGGUAUGUAACCUAGUUAUCGUUAUCCGUGUUAUCUUUAACAUUUCAACUUUGUAUUUUCAAGUAUGUACUCCCUUUCUUUUUUAUUGAUAAGAUCUGUUGUGCAUAAUGUUGUCUGUCUGGUACCUCGUUAACUGUAUGUGAACAGGUGUUUUGCGUGCGUAUAUGUACAACAUACACAUAUGUUUGUUUGUGUGUAUAUGUAUGUGUAUGGAUAUGCAUAUGCAUAUAUGUGUGUGUGAGUGUGUGAGUGUGUGUGUGUGUGUGUGUGUGUGUGUGUGUGUGUGUGUGUGUGUGUGUGUGUGUGUGUGUGUGUGUGUGUGUGUGUGUGUUUGUGUGUGUGUUAGGUGCAUGCGCGCCUAUAUCAGUGCUGUCUAUGCGUGUACAUAAACAACUCUAUAGCAAUAUAUAAAAUAAAAUACUUGAUAUACAUAUAAAGCUAAAA